Messenger RNA from Myiozetetes cayanensis, 1823 nucleotides. RefSeq names its product phosphomannomutase 2 (gene PMM2). Gene Ontology annotation, cellular component: cytosol. The record is from RefSeq and is a predicted model, not a curated record. NCBI's taxonomy places the organism in Eukaryota, Metazoa, Chordata, Aves, Passeriformes, Tyrannidae. Gene Ontology annotation, molecular function: phosphomannomutase activity. The coding region runs from base 26 to 769 and encodes 247 amino acids. The transcript has 8 exons. Gene Ontology annotation, biological process: mannose metabolic process; protein N-linked glycosylation; GDP-mannose biosynthetic process.
GAGGGAGGCCCGGCCCGGCCCAGCCAUGGCCCCGCCGCCCGCAGCGCUCUGCCUGUUCGACGUGGACGGGACCCUCACGGCCCCGCGCCAGAGGAUCUCGCCGGAGAUGGCGGCGUUCCUGCAGCGGCUGCGGCAGAAGGUCAAGGUUGGCGUGGUGGGAGGCUCCGACUUCGCCAAGAUCCGCGAGCAGCUGGGCGAGGACGUGGUUGAAAAAUAUGACUACGUGUUUCCAGAAAAUGGUCUUGUAGCGUACAAGGAUGGGAAAUUCCUGAGCAAGCAGAGCAUUCAGGGUCACCUGGGUGAGGACAUUCUUCAGGAUCUAAUCAACUACUGCCUGAGUUACAUUGCAAAGAUUAAACUGCCAAAGAAGAGAGGCACUUUCAUUGAGUUCCGGAAUGGGAUGUUAAAUGUGUCCCCCAUUGGAAGGAGCUGCAGCCAGGAAGAACGACUUGAGUUCUAUGAACUCGAUAAAAAGGAGCAUAUAAGAGAGAAAUUUGUGGCUGAUUUACGAAGAGAAUUUGCAGGCAAAGGCCUCACAUUUUCUAUAGGAGGGCAGAUAAGCAUUGAUGUGUUCCCCGAUGGCUGGGACAAGAGGUACUGCUUAGGAAUUGUUGCCAAUGAUGGAUACAAGACGAUUUAUUUCUUCGGAGACAAGACUAUGCCAGGAGGGAAUGACUAUGAAAUUUUCACAGACUCCAGAACAGAAGGCCACAGCGUCACAUCCCCCGAGGAUACCAGAAGAAUCUGUGAAGAGCUAUUUUUUAAAUAGAAGACUUUUAGAAUUCACACUUACAGGACGGUUAAAACAGCUUAAUAACUUGAAACAUCCUCUUCAUUCUGUAUUGUGUUUUGUAACUGUGUAAUGAAUAGGAGGUGCUUUGCAGGUCAGUCAUUACUGAAGGGAAGUGUUUUAAUUGAAGAGCCCUUGCUGAUCAGGGGAACACAGCAGAGCACAUUUAGCACCAUCCUUUCAAGUACUGUUUUCUUUGUGUUUGGGUUGGUUUAUAUUUUUUAUUGGUUUUUUAAGUCAUCAGUAAACAUCCUUAACUAAUUAAUUACAUUUUAGGGGGCAAGGGCGGGCAUAAUCUGCCUCUAGUUGAUUUAUGGCCUUGAAAUUUGCCUGCAAGGCUUUAUCCCUAGUUUUUUUAUUUUGAGGCUGCUUUUUAAAAGAUGAGCAUUUUAUAAGAGUUAUUUUUUUAAAUACUGCCUUAUGCUACAAAAUCAUGAAUUAUAAGACAUUUGGGACUUUCUUGACUAAAACUGGAAGAUGAGUAGAAGAGAAAGGAUUUAUUUCUUCAUGGAGCUGGGAAGAUUGAACUGAGCCAUAAGUUCCUGAUCCCAUGUGUGUUCCAGUGUGUGGUCAGAAGGUGCUUCAAGUCUCCCACCCCUGGGAAGGCUGGACCAGCUGGGGCCACAGUUACCUCCUCAGAAUGGUUGUGUUGUCAAGGUACAGUCGGAUCAUGGUACCUACAAUCUGUAGACUAUUUAAAAAAUAAAAAAAAAAUGGUAAAGAUAAUCAAAGUAACUUCAUCACAGUAACAAAAUAUACUUCUGUCACUUUCUGAUAGUUUUCUGAUUUUCUUUUUAAGAAAGAAAUUAAGGUUAAAUGAGAUUUUAGCACUAAGAUAAUGACCUGAAUUAUGUUUCUCUUAAAAUUCAAGUCAACAUCUGACAAUCCAUGUAACUGUUAAUAUUACCUUUCUCAUCUGGCAUUAUAAAAGUAAUCUUGUGUAUGAACAAUUUAGUAAAGGAGAAUCAAAUCUCAUAAUGAAAAAUUACUGUUUCACUUUGUCAUUUUGGCAAAUAAAAUACUUUAAGCAGAA